AUGCAGCACAGACACCGGAUGCAGGGCGUUACUGAGUGGAACAACGGGGAUAGAGAAGGACAUCCUCUUCAGCGCCCAUUGUGCAAACAUCCUCAGGGGAGGGUACCUACCACCCCGCAGAGCCCAGUCGAGGGCCGAGGAGACGUGCCCCCCACACAGCAGGGAAGUGGAGGGGCGGCAUUCACCAGCCCACUGCCUCGCCUCGAGGGGGAGCUGCCCCCUAACGGUGCCACCGGCGACCAGCACCUUGCUAUCCAGAGGGCCGGAUCAGGACGGCCUGGACCUGCGCUGGCGAGUCCAUCCGGGUGCAGGCGUUCCGGGGCCCCUAAACAGGCCUUCAGCGAGAUUAUCAGCGCGACCCAUAGAAUGGGACGCGUGCUCUGUACGGUUCCGUCUGGUCCUUCCUCAAGAAUGAGACAGGGACAAGCACGAUCAGCAGACGAUCAUGAUUUGCUCCACAAGACAGUUCCAAGGAGCUGCGUCGAGGCCUUCCUCCGGCUGCGCCACGCUGCACCCCUGGGCUCGGUCCCUCAGGGCCCUGAGCAUGCUUCUGUGCUGCGGGGGAUAGAACCUGCUCAUCGGGAGCUGAAGGAGAUACCUCGCUCAUUGCCCAUGCUGACGGCACACUCGUCUUCCAUAGUGACGACAGUGACGUGGCGGGGGUAG
Giardia duodenalis is the source of this 666-nucleotide messenger RNA. RefSeq lists its product as uncharacterized. The coding region runs from base 1 to 666 and encodes 221 amino acids. NCBI's taxonomy places the organism in Eukaryota, Fornicata, Diplomonadida, Hexamitidae. The record is from RefSeq and is a predicted model, not a curated record. The transcript has a single exon.